This is a messenger RNA of Galdieria sulphuraria, 1195 nucleotides long. RefSeq lists its product as uncharacterized. The transcript is spliced from 2 exons. Lineage: Eukaryota; Rhodophyta; Bangiophyceae; Galdieriales; Galdieriaceae. The record is from RefSeq and is a predicted model, not a curated record. Bases 4 to 1149 code for a protein of 381 amino acids.
AACAUGAAAAAGACAGAAAGAAAUUUUCGAGUUAUUCUUUGUCUUCAUAGAAUUAGUGGAAUUCCUUGUCGCCAACCGUUGACUUUAAAGAUAGUCACUCAAAGAGCUUCUUAUCGCACCGAAGCUUUUAUUUGUACCUGCAAUACAAUCAACCAAAGAACAGAGUGCCAUGCAGAACCCAAUCAAACGAUAUGUUUCGAUAUGGAAGUUUUAUGGGAACCUGAAACGAGUAUUUUUGAGAAGCGUAUGACACAGAUACAACUCGUGCAGCUUAUUCCAUCGCUGAAUCAGUCUCAAGAGGAAAUGGAUGAAUGGAUUGUUUCAAGACUGGAUAUUAACUUGUCCAAUUAUUUAGCUAUUCCUAUGAAGACGAGUGAUGAAUACUUUCGAAUGGAUCCACAUGUCAUCAUGGCAAUAGAGUUGAAAUGUUAUUUGUUGGAUGGCAAUGAAAAGAAAUCCAAAAGAAAUGGAGAAAGCUCUAUGAGACGAGUAUUGAGUUUUGUAUCUCCUCUGCAUUUGGAAAAUGCCAAAGCCUCUGUAAGUUUGCAUUCAAUGAGUGCACAACCAGUAGAAAAAGUCUCCGAUCAUCUCAACAUCAUUUCUUCUAAAAAUGACAAAUAUGUGAAACUUCAGAGGUUUUGGUCUAAACUGAGUAACUAUUCAAACACCAAUGGGAGACCUGGGAUGACCAAUAAUAGCUCACAAGACUCCUGUGCAGAAGAAGUGCUCUCCAUGGAAGACUGUUCAUCAGAUGAUAUGUCCAUGACUAUGCCUUGUAAGGCAUGCCGUUUGUUGUGCAUACUUGGUGGUUAUACAGACAAAAGAGAAACUUCACUGGAAGAGAGACUUUUAUUUCAAAAAGUGAGAAGAUAUUGUCCUUCUUUGCAAAGAAUUAUUCAGCAAUAUAUCAAACAAUGUCCACAUUUAGAUAUUACGCGUCAUUCUAAAGUUUCUUGGGAAUCUACGCCAACCGAUGAAGGAAUGAUGAACCUUGAUCCUCAUUGGACACAAUGGUUAACUCCCAAUGCAAAACAACAACAGGAAGAGAAAUGGAACGUUCAUGAACUUGUACAGCAACUGGUAGAAACCAAAGUUGCAUUGGCAGAAGCUUUGGAACAAUUGGAUUAUAUUCGUCACGCUUAUCCAUAAGAAUUUCAUGAAACAGUUAUGACUGAAUAAAGCGUCUUUAUUUUUA